Molecule: messenger RNA, 741 nt
Organism: Aphanomyces astaci
Lineage: Eukaryota; Oomycota; Saprolegniomycetes; Saprolegniales; Verrucalvaceae
Exons: 1
Coding region: 78-707 (209 amino acids)
Source: RefSeq, a predicted model, not a curated record
GUGACAACAAGAAUGAGUGCCGUGUCCAUCAUGCAACAGUCACACAAGGUAAAAAAGCCCACAACUCAAACAUCACGAUGGCCUCGAAAUCAAACUACAUCACGAUGGCAUCUCCUUCCGCCACGUCAUUUGAGACACCUGACGGCGCGUCCACACCUACGGUUGCAGUGGCCAAGCUCCAUCGAGCCAACCGCAUUGCGAUGAUCGUAUUUCUCCUUUGCAGUAUCACAGGGGUGGUGCUAUGGUACGUCUUUGAUACGCCAGUGGGCCAUUUUACUCGAAGCCCCCCCGCCAACACUGCUGGGGCAUGCCACGCCUGUGCCCUGCUCAACACUACCACCAACGCCGUGAAUCGCCACCAGUCGCAGUACUACUACUUCAACGAACCAAUCUGCCCCAAGGCGCUAUUCCCAACGGCGGACACAGAUAUGAUCUUGUGCAAUCGAGCCGUACCUUGCUGCUGCCCUGCUACGAGCGACCACGGUGGCGGUGGCACGUAUAAGCUCACUUGUCAAAAUGCGACAGAGUGCACGUGCAAGUACUGGAACUCGCGAGGAGACUCGACGUAUCUCACGUUAUUCGUGGAUGCAGCGCUGUUCAUGUUCUUGCUCGUGUUGAUCUCCAUCGUGGCGUGUAUCUGGGGGUGUUGCUGGAGUUGCCAGGUCAAAAAGCUUCAACGCAGUGCAGACACUGUCAACUCUGUGUAAAUACAUUAAUAUGAGUACCAUUUAACAUUAGACA